Messenger RNA from Lucilia cuprina (Australian sheep blowfly), 885 nucleotides. RefSeq names its product mediator of RNA polymerase II transcription subunit 28 (gene MED28). The record is from RefSeq and is a predicted model, not a curated record. The coding region runs from base 49 to 684 and encodes 211 amino acids. Lineage: Eukaryota; Metazoa; Arthropoda; Insecta; Diptera; Calliphoridae. The transcript has a single exon. Gene Ontology annotation, cellular component: mediator complex.
GCUGUCAGAAUUUUUUGUUUGCAAAGAAGUCUUAGAAGUGAUAAAAAAAUGUCCACAUCUUCCAAUGUUAAUGGCAAUCUAAUGGAUGAAUUUGAAGAGGCUUUCCAAAAUUGUUUGCUUUCACUCACCAAAUUAGAGGCGAAUACUGGCACUAAUAAGGAAGAAGUCGAAUUGGAAGUGCAGAAAACUACAAACCGUUUUAUAGAUGUAGCCCGGCAAAUGGAAGCAUUCUUUUUGCAAAAACGUUUUUUGGUUUCGACUCUAAAACCCGAUCAACUAAUCAAGGAUGAAAAUCAAGAUCUACGCACAGAAAUUUCACGUAAAGAAACUUUACUCAAUAAACAUUACAGUCGUCUGGAGGAGUGGAAAGCCUGUCUCUCAGAUAUACAACAAAAUCCCGCUAUACUUAAUAGACCGGUGGGUGGUCUACCAGCAGGUUUAGGCGAGCCUGGUGGUAGCAUGAUUGGACCUUCUGGAUCUGGUGGACCUUUGGGAGUAGGUGCAAUGGCUGCUAUGGGAGGACCACCGGGUCGUGGUGGUAUGAUGCCUAAUGUUCCUGGUGCUAUGGGUCCUAUGUCGCAAAUGGGUGCGGCGGGACAGCAGCAACAACAUUUACAAAAUCAAAAAAUGUUACAGGCUCAGCAAAUGCAACAGUUGCGCAUGAUGGGAAAAUUACCAAAGUAGUAACGUUUUUUAAACCGGAAUUACAUAUUGAGAAAUUCAGAAAGAUUUUAGUUUAAAUUUUAGAAAUACAUAUAAAUAUAAGCAAAAAAUAAACAAUUUUUAAUUAAAAAAUUAAUAAGAAAAUUGUUUAAUACUUAAAAAACCAGGUUUAUGAAAUCUAUGUGGUAAUCUCUUCAUAUUAAUUUUGUUUUUCUCACUUAA